This is a messenger RNA of Corythoichthys intestinalis (scribbled pipefish), 2024 nucleotides long. RefSeq names its product E74-like factor 3 (ets domain transcription factor, epithelial-specific) (gene elf3). Gene Ontology annotation, cellular component: nucleus. Lineage: Eukaryota; Metazoa; Chordata; Actinopteri; Syngnathiformes; Syngnathidae. The record is from RefSeq and is a predicted model, not a curated record. Gene Ontology annotation, molecular function: DNA-binding transcription factor activity, RNA polymerase II-specific; sequence-specific DNA binding. The transcript has 9 exons. Bases 142 to 1284 code for a protein of 380 amino acids. Gene Ontology annotation, biological process: regulation of transcription by RNA polymerase II; cell differentiation.
CAUCUUUGCCAAAGAGGCAGGUGUUAACAGAGAAAACAGUGAGACAUAUAAAAAAGAAAAAGCAAACGAUAUAUGUAUUUGACGCAUUGUCUUGGAUUAUAAUUUUUUUUCUACCAUCCUGUGGCUGUGAUCAGUUUUUCCAUGGCAUCACAGUGCCUCAGUAGCGUGCUGACAAACGCAAACCUCACCAUGUACCAACAUGGUAUUCCUGAAGUUCUGCCCCAACAAUCCAUUAUCAACACCCAGCAGAACAACAACCUGGGCUAUAGCUCCAACACAGGUCCCUGGUAUGGUCAGAUAAAUCCCCUCUUCUGGACAGCUGAAAAUGUUAUGGAGUGGAUCAGUGCCCAGGCCGACAGCACCAAAUUCGAUGCCAGUACCCUCACUCUGUCCUACUGUGCCAUUGACGGAAACACCUUCUGCCAAAUGAACCUGGACCAAAUGAUCAUGGCAUUUGGCCCUCAGCUUGGCCCACAUCUCCACCAAAACCUGCAAGAACUCAAAGCAAAAUAUGAACUAACCAGUCUAUCAGGACCAGAACUUCACGAGACUUGCCAGCUCCUGGAUAGGUUCCUACUCAACCUAAACCUCCCUGAUAACAUGAACUUCCCUUUGAUCAGCACUGUCAAAUUUGGUCAAGAUGAAGACUCUGUCAGCAAAGUGGAGUAUGACUAUGGUAAUAAUUAUGAUCUGCUUAGCCUGACCAUGGGGACGAUGACACCUCUGCAAGAUGAGUAUCUGUCUGAUAGCGACUGCAGCUCCUCGUCAAAUAGUGGCCUGUUUGGCUUUUCGAGCCUCAACUCACCAGAGUCUGGCAGUGGAGAAUCUGACCCAGAGUUCUCCUACCCUCUGAUUUCAAAGACGCACAUCAAGAAGGAGAAAACAGAGACACAAAUUAAACGGCCUCGGGGGCGACCUCCUAAAGUCGGCAGAGAACACAGCAAUAUUUAUGAUCCAUUAAAGAAAAAUAAACAUGCACCUCGGGGCACUCAUCUUUGGGAGUUCAUCAGAGAUAUUUUGAUCCACCCAGAAAAGAACCAGGGUCUGAUGAAGUGGGAAGAUCGGCGAGAGGGUGUUUUUAAGUUUCUGAAGUCUGAGGCUGUGGCUCAAAUGUGGGGCCAAAAGAAAAAGAACAGCAGCAUGACAUAUGAGAAACUCAGUCGCGCUAUGAGGUACUACUACAGACGGGAAAUCCUUGAGCGGGUUGAUGGACGAAGGCUUGUUUACAAGUUCGGAAAGAAUUCCAGUGGGUGGAAAAUUGAAGAGAUAGGAAUGGGCAUGUAAAGGGUCAUUUUCCAUGGCAGUUAAUUGAAAAAGCUUGAGUAAUUCAGAACUUGAAUUACCUGCUUGUCCUGUCAAGGGAAGAUCUGGCUGCUCAAAUGUUAAGACACUAACUUCCUCUUUCAAGGAAGGUGUUGCAGAAAAUGUAAGCCAGUGUUUCUGGUGCCAGUAGGUUUUAUGAACCAAUUUUUAAUGUAACUUUUUUGUGUGGUUGAUUGUCAUCAUAGACAUAUUUGCAGCAAGUAAAAUUGAUAGUUUUUCUUUUGCGCUUUCUUAUAUUUUUGUAGCUGCAGAAUCUGCUUUCUAGUAAAUUAUCUGAUGUUCAACUCGUUGCAAAUAAUAGUUAAAGGGAAAAAAAUGUAGUAUUGUUGCGAUGUGUAGCUGUGAUAGGAUCAACACAUAUAAGACCCUAAUGUGGACAAGUAGUACAGAAAAUUAAUGGAAUAAUUUCAGCAAUGUGUACUAUGUAUUGUCGUAACACUUAUUAUGAAGUGCUUUACAAAAUGUUUUUGAUAGAAGUUGUAAUUAUAUCGCACAAUUUAUACAUGGAUAAUACUUCAGAAAAAAAGUCCUGCAUUUUGUUAUUAGCAUUAUCCAUCAAAAAAAUAUCAUCCAUUACGGAUAAUUGUAUAUGCACUAUUUGGGCAAACAUCUUUAUAUAUUAAUGUUUGUUGAAUGGAAUUUUGUAUUUAUAAUAUUUUAUAUGUAUAUAUGAACUUUUUUCUAGACUUCUGUAUGUGCAG